AUGGCUAGGGUGGAGUUGAUUAACUUUCAUUUCCUCAUACCAGAGAUCGGGAUUGGGAUCUGCCAAUUGCUUCCGACACUUGGUGCUCUCUUCACGAUGGGCGCAGAGGUGAUGAGGAGGAGAGCGGCGGGGAUGAGUAGUGCCUCUCCGCGUAACGUGUUCAGAUCCACCGCUGCCUCUCCUAAAAUACAGAGACCGGCCGAUUCUCCUGCAAGCGUUCUUCUGUUUGGUCUGGUCUUCGGGCUAUUGUUCCUUUGCUCUGUUUCCCUCCUGAUGUGGCUCUUCUUUAAGCCCUAA
This is a messenger RNA of Prunus armeniaca (apricot), 297 nucleotides long. Lineage: Eukaryota; Viridiplantae; Streptophyta; Magnoliopsida; Rosales; Rosaceae. The record is from the annotation of a GenBank genome assembly.